Messenger RNA from Aspergillus versicolor CBS 583.65, 2997 nucleotides. It is a transcript of the gene sha1, whose product is annotated as putative calmodulin-binding protein Sha1. Gene Ontology annotation, cellular component: spindle pole. The coding region runs from base 1 to 2997 and encodes 998 amino acids. The transcript has 2 exons. Lineage: Eukaryota; Fungi; Ascomycota; Eurotiomycetes; Eurotiales; Aspergillaceae. Gene Ontology annotation, biological process: establishment of meiotic spindle localization; spindle organization; mitotic cell cycle. The record is from RefSeq and is a predicted model, not a curated record. Gene Ontology annotation, molecular function: protein binding.
AUGUCCAGCUUAUUGCAAGAAGUUGGAACACCUUGUCCGCGACGGUCGAGAGGCUCUAGAGCCAGCCACGAAAGCGGCAACGGAGGUGACCCAUUCGAUGGCCUAUGGGACGAUGGCGUCGGAGAUUAUGAUGACACGAGGAACCUCGAGUUCACAACUGAAAUCCGACCUCCAGUUCUCACCGGAGCCAAACCGAAACGACGAGCGAAGAACAAUACGUCUUUCACCAUACAUAGCGACCAGGAUGAGAAACCUGCACGAACAGCGGUUAGACCGAAGAGGGACCCCAAACCGGCCAUCAGUACCACGACUCGCAAAUCAUCCCUACUUGCACAGCCAGCACAAAGGUUCCGUCCUAGAGUCAGCUUCGCUCCUAGCCCACUCAAACACUCACAGCAGAGGGAUGAGAUUGAGCCUAAAAAGCGAAGUACGGAGCCGAACGCCCAGAGAAAUAAUGACCUCCUUAAGCGGAUCAGUGGAAACGCAGACAAGGUCAUUGUCAAAGAUGCGUUAAAGAGGGACGUACGGCGAAACACUGUCUACAUACCCCCGGAAGAUACAACUGUGGCUAGCGUGUUCAUGGGUCUGUUUAGCCCACUGAAGUCUAACAAGCUCGAAGAUACUAUUUCCGAAAAUACCCAGGUCGGCAGCCUCGAAUCUCAGAUCGCGAGGAAAAAACAAGCGAAACGGCUCGUCACGUCGUCUCCCUGUCGUGCUGCCCUGCAACCAAGCUCGAAGAUCGCUCAAGAGUCGGCGACUAUGUCUGAUAUACCCGGGCGAAAUGGCGGCAAGGAGAACAUACCCCCCGGAAUGGCUCUGAUUGAGGUCAACGGAAAGAAGCUCUCGCCGACUACACAGGGUAACGGCACAGGCGACAAACUGGGUCAACCGAAGCCGGUAAGAGAUCGGCCGGGCAUGCUCCCUGGUGCAAAUGGCUUUACCACGCCUCUUGCAGCGAGAACGGUCAAUAAGGGCGUGAAGAAGGUUGUUAGCGAUGCCUCCCUCAAGAAAUCAGUUUCAGAUAUCACUGAAAAGACGCGGUCUCUGGGUAUUGGGACCAAGAACCCGGUUAAAAGAGGAUCUAGUUUGUCAAACUCCCUGAAGUCAUCAAGACCGGCAAUGAACCCAACCGAUCGAACUAGUUUGAAGCGUCUCAACCACCAGUAUCCACUGGCUUCGGGAGCUAUUACGAACCCUGCAAUGUACGAUGACAAUUGGCUUUCACAUCAGGAAGUGAUAUUGACCCAGUUGAUAAAUGGGCUUUUUGGCGACGCAGGCAGCCAUGAUGUGGAUGAGCCUGCCAUACUCCGACAAGAGUUCCUCCUGUUUUACCAGGGAGCUUAUUUUACCACUCUUUACAAAAGACUCCAGGCGUCACUUAUGUAUGGUGCCUUAUCAAUACCCCAAAAUAUUGUCCUCAAAAAUAGUCGACUUCGGCAGGACUUGGGAAUGAAGCGAAGGUUUAUCGAUAUUUGGCUUCAGACUUACGAGCCGAAUGCUCUCAGGGCUGCACUGGAGACAGUCACUGGGAGGGUAAUACCAGCUAACAAAAUAAGCUCGAGCAAUUUUAAUACAUCUACGGAUGGAGCUUCGUCACAGAAAGAGAGAACUUUGACGAGACGACUUGAAAAAUUCUUGGAUGCGUUCCUUGUGCAGAAUCAGGAUAUGGAUCGAAAUAGCAGCGAGUUUAGAACGAACGACCGCGAAACUUUGGCUGCUGUGUAUCGCCGAACUGUUCACCGCAGCAUUCUGCUCGUCAUUCUUUUGGACAAGGCCAGGGAAUGCUCGGAGACCUCAUUUUCUCGUUGCCUGUUCCUAUCCUCAUCACCAUAUAAGUCUUCUCUUGCGGUGCUCCAGGCAUUAACUCGAUUUUUACUACCAUCAUGUGGAGAUGUUGGCAAAGCUGUUGCACAAAUUGACUGCCAAUUGACCUACGAGCAGCACCCACUCAAAGAGUAUGAGUACGAGAUAUCUAAUCUUGCUGUUGACCUGAGAGAUGGUGUGAGACUGACCAGGGUUGUGGAGCUGCUUCUUUAUCCCUCAACGUCCUUGGAUGACUGCCAGCGGCCACUUUCCCGACAACUUAAGUUCCCUUGUCUGGGUCGCGCAGUGAAGGUGUUCAACGUGAAAACCGCCCUGGAUGGGUUGGCAUCCACGCAUGAGGGUAGACAGCUUGUCAGCAACAUCCGCGCUGCAGACAUCGUCGACGGACAUCGUGAAAAGACGAUUGCACUGUUAUGGGGCCUUGUUAGCAAUUGGGGUUUAUCCGGUUUGGUUGAUAUGGGUGAUUUGAGGGAAGAAAUCAGCCAGUUGCGAAAGAGAGCUAUACUGCCAAAAGAACCUGGAAACCCAGAGGCGACAGACAAACACUUUGAGAGCGAGGACCCCCCAGUGCUCCUCAAGCAAUGGGCCUACCUUGUGACCCAGCUGAGAGGGCUAAGUCCCGAAAACCUCACUGCAAACCUAGUGGAUGGCACGGUCUAUGAGUGUAUCUUGGAUGAAUAUGAAAGGUACAUCCUGGCCUCCAGCCAGGACUCGGCGUCAACAGAAAGCAAGACUAGCCUAGAAGAUCGUCUACGAAUGCUAGGGUGCAGUACACAAUUCAUCAACAUUGUCUCUCCAAAUUCCGGACCUAGCAUCCUCAACUCCGAUUCCACAACCGGAGCCCUCGCCUUCCUUUGCUCCAGACUCCUUCCAGUUGCUAAGCGUGUCCGCGCAACGCUGGUGCUCCAAAACGCAUGGCAACGCGUCCUUAACCACCGAGAGACCCAGAAACGGAUAAUGGCAAAGGACGUUGCGCGGCAAUGCGCAGCAGUCGUCCAGACCCGGGAUCGGAUCAUCUGGGCAAAGAAUGUCAUCGUGCAUUGGUGGCGACUCAACAAGACCAGACGGAAAAGAAGAGCGACUACAUCAACAACUGCCAUGACAAAGAUGGUGACGAAAACGAGGGUACAUGGCAGGAAAUCUACCAAGAUUCCCCUGCGUUGCGGGAAUUAG